ACAAGUUGGGGCCGCUUGUUAUCGUGUAAUUUCCACUCACACACGGCCAGCAGAGAUGACGGAAAGUUCAGCGAACAAGCUGCUAAACGGAGAGGCCUGUCACCGCUCCUCGGGUGCUAAAAAAUCGAGCAAAAAUGGCAUCGUGAAGAACCACUGCCUGUUUCAACAGCCACACAAGUACCGACGCCCCCGGGAGAAGAAGCGAAAUGUCCCACACAACGCCAGCCUGUACAAGAAGCCUUAUGUGGAGUCGUUCGAGGAGACGCCUCUCAUGGUGGCCGUGCUCACCUACAUGGGCUACGGGAUUCUCACCAUCUUCGGCUACCUGCGGGACUUCCUUCGCCAAUGGAACAUCGAGAAGUGCCACGUGGCCCGGGAGAGGGAGGAGCAGAAGGAUUUUGUCCCCCUCUAUCAGGACUUUGAGAACUUUUACACCAGGAACUUGUACAUGAGGAUCCGAGACAACUGGAACCGGCCCAUCUGCAGCGUCCCCGGUGCCAAGAUGGACCUGGUGGAGAGAGUUUCCCACGACUACAACUGGACCUUCGAGCACACAGGCAAAGUAGUGCGGGACGUCAUCAAUAUGGGCUCAUACAACUACCUCGGCUUUGCAGAGAACACAGGAGCCUGUGCUGAUGCUGCUCUUGAGGCCACACAAAAGUAUGGAGUUGGAGUGGGCAGCACUCGCUGUGAGAUGGGCAACCUGGACAUCCACGAGGAGCUGGAGCAGUUAGUUGCCAGGUUCCUGGGUGUUGAGUCAUCGAUGGCUUUCGGCAUGGGCUUCGCAACAAAUUCCAUGAACAUUCCUGCUCUCACCGGGAAGGGUUGUCUUAUCCUGAGCGACGAGCUGAAUCACGCAUCACUCGUGCUGGGUGCCCGCCUGUCCGGCUCGACGAUUCGGGUCUUCAAACACAACAACAUGCAAAGCCUGGAGAAGCUGCUGAGAGACGCUAUCGUACACGGACAGCCGAGAACCCAUCGACCCUGGAAAAAAAUCCUCAUCGUGGUGGAGGGCAUUUACAGUAUGGAGGGUUCCAUUGUGCGUCUCCCAGAGGUUAUUGCUCUGAAGAAGCGCUACAAGGCCUACCUGUACUUGGAUGAAGCUCACAGUAUCGGGGCCUUGGGGCCUAACGGUAAAGGAGUGGUCGAUUACUUUGGCCUGGAUCCAAAAGAUAUAGACAUCAUGAUGGGAACGUUUACCAAGAGCUUUGGUGCGGCCGGGGGAUACAUUGGAGGCAAAAAGGAGUUGAUCGACUACCUGCGGCGCCACUCUCACAGCGCCCUGUACGCCACUUCCAUGUCUUCACCUGUGGUCCAGCAAAUAAUCACCUCUAUGAAGAUUAUCAUGGGAGAGGAUGGGACCACACUGGGUGCGGAUCGCCUCCAACAGCUGUCAGAGAACACCACCUACUUCCGCAGGAAACUCCGGGACAUGGGCUUCAUCAUCUACGGCAACGAUGACUCACCAGUCGUACCCAUGAUGCUCUACAUGCCUGCCAAAAUUGGGGCGUUUGGUCGGGAAAUGUUGAAGAGAAACAUCGGCACGGUGGUCGUCGGCUUCCCGGCGACACCUAUCAUCGAGUCAAGAGCGCGUUUCUGCGUUUCGGCUGCCCAUACCAGAGAGAUGCUCGACACAGCAUUGGCGGCUAUCAGUGAAGUGGGCGACCUGCUGCAGCUGAAGUACUCCAGACGUGAACUGCCUCUUCCCUCGCUGGGGUGGAUGUCUGAAGAGAGCCUGCUUCAGGACUGAGCCACAUCAUCCCCUUCCUGUCAUAUCUAGUCCUCUCCCCCCCAAACUCACUGUCCCUCCUCCCAGUUCCAUCCACAUUCUUUUUUUUUUUUUCUUCCUUUUUUUCCUGGUAACCCUCUCAUUUCUUUCAUUUUUCCUUUUUGAGCCAGACCCCUCCGCCCCACCUCCCCACCUCCCCCAUAGCUCAACUCAUAUCAAACCCCAGCGGACUCAACAGAACCAAAGUCUUAGGAGGUCUGACCCAUUUUGAGAACUUUCCAGCUGAUUCACCCAUAGCAGGGGAGGACCAAAAUCACCCUCAUCUGUGUCUGUUGUUACAAAAAAAGUGUGUUCAGAGAAUUUCAGGUCUUAACUUAUUUUGACUGCAUCGGUCUAACGUCAAGUCUUAUUCCUGUGUGCACAUUGAAUGUGUAUCUUAUUUGUGCAAUAAUAACAACAAUAUGGAGUUUCUCUGUAAUUCAAACAACCUAGAGCAAAGUGGACUGAUUUUUUUUUUCCAUGAGUUAUUACUCGUGCACUUGAGGUGG
This is a messenger RNA of Scomber japonicus (chub mackerel), 2277 nucleotides long. RefSeq names its product serine palmitoyltransferase, long chain base subunit 2b (gene sptlc2b). The transcript is spliced from 12 exons. Gene Ontology annotation, molecular function: pyridoxal phosphate binding; serine C-palmitoyltransferase activity. The record is from RefSeq and is a predicted model, not a curated record. Gene Ontology annotation, cellular component: serine palmitoyltransferase complex. Gene Ontology annotation, biological process: ceramide biosynthetic process; sphingosine biosynthetic process. NCBI's taxonomy places the organism in Eukaryota, Metazoa, Chordata, Actinopteri, Scombriformes, Scombridae. The coding region runs from base 56 to 1750 and encodes 564 amino acids.